Messenger RNA from Eimeria mitis, 774 nucleotides. RefSeq lists its product as uncharacterized. The transcript has 3 exons. The record is from RefSeq and is a predicted model, not a curated record. Lineage: Eukaryota; Apicomplexa; Conoidasida; Eucoccidiorida; Eimeriidae. Bases 1 to 774 code for a protein of 257 amino acids.
AUGCAGCGACAGCAGCAGCAGCAGCAGUACCAUGAGCAAAAGCAGCAACACCAGCAGCAACUGGAACAGCACGAGAAGCAGCAGCAGCAGCAGCAACACCAUCAUCAUCAGCAGCAGCAGCAGCAGCUGCUGCUGCUGCAAGUUCACCAGCAGCAGCAACAACAGCAACAGCAGCUGCAGCAGCAAGUGCAGCAACAGCAGCAGCAGCAGCAUCAGCAGCAUCAUCGUCAUCAGCAGCAUCACCAUCCUCCUCAGCAGCAGCAACAUCAGCAGCAUCAGCAGCAUCAUCAGCAGCAGCAACAUCAGCAGCAUCAGCAGCAGCAGCAACAGCAACAGCAGCAGCAGCAGCAGCAGCAGCAGCAGCAUGCAUGCAUGCAUACGGAUUCAACUUGUUGUUUGUCUAUAUUGAGGUGUCUGUACAGCUCAGCCGGCUUAAAGCUUUUCUUAAGAGGCAAAUUACCCACAAACAAUCAGCAGCAACAGCAACAGCAGCAGCAGCAGCAGCAGCAGCAGCAACAGCAACAACAACAGCAGAUGCAGCGACAGCAGCAGCAGCAGCAGUACCAUGAGCAACAGCAGCAACACCAGCAGCAACAGGAACAGCACGAGAAGCAGCAGCAGCAGCAACACCAUCAUCAUCAGCAGCAGCAGCAGCACCAGCAGCAGCUGCACCAGCAGCAGCAGCUGCUGCAAGUGCACCAGCAGCAGCAACAACAGCAACAGCAGCUGCAGCAGCAAGUGCAGCAACAGCAGCAGCAGCAGCAAUGCUGCUGA